GCCGGAUCCCGGAGCCGGAGCGGAGCGGAGUGGAGCCGGGGCGGAGCGGGCCGAGCGGGCCGAGCCAGCAGCCGAGCUGGGGGCGCGGGCGGGCGGCAUGUACCGGGCCCGGGCGGCGCGGGCGGGGCCGGAGCCCGGCAGCCCGGGGCGCUUUGGGAUCCUCAGCACCGGGCAGCUCCGGGACCUGCUUCAGGACGAGCCCAAGCUGGACCGGAUCGUGCGGCUCAGCAGGAAGUUCCAGGGCCUACAGCUGGAGCGCGAGGCAUGCCUGGCCUCCAACUACGCGCGAGCCAAGGAGAACCUGGCACUGCGGCCACGCCUGGAGAUGGGCCGGGCUGCCCUGGCCAUCAAGUACCAGGAGCUUCGAGAGGUGGCAGAGAGCUGCGCAGACAAGCUGCAACGACUAGAGGAGAGCAUGCAUCGCUGGAGCCCCCACUGUGCGUUGGGCUGGCUGCAGGCUGAGCUGGAAGAAGCAGAGCAGGAGGCUGAGGAGCAGAUGGAGCAGCUGCUGCUGGGGGAGCAGAGCCUGGAGGCUUUCCUGCCCGCCUUCCAGCGAGGCCGUGCCUUGGCCCACCUGAGGCGGACCCAGGCCGAGAAGCUGCAGGAGCUGCUGCGGCGCCGGGAGCGGUGUGCCCAGCCAGCGCCCACUGCUGCUGUGGAUCCCCCCAAGCCCUUCCCUGCUGCUGCUGUCCUGCCCACCGGUGCUGCCCGGGGGCCACCAGCAGUGCCCCGGAGCCUGCCCCCCUUGGACUCCCGCCCAGUGCCCCCACUGAAGGGCUCCCCCGGGUGCCCCCUUGGCCCAGCCCCUCUACUGAGCCCUCGGCCCUCGCAGCCAGAGCCUCCCCACCGGUAGGAUCCAGGGGCCUCCCAGGUGAUGGGCCAGCCCCAAUGAAAGAACUUUACUCAUGGGGUCCUGGGAAGGUGUCUGCUUCCCCCAAGGGGCCCUGCCUAGGGGGUCUGUUGCACCCCACCACUCCACUGGGCUCACACAAUGCCAAGGCUGACAGGAGUGUUUUUCAUCAUGUCCUGAGCUUAACUUUACCCCAAUUCUGGGGCCCACCACCUGGGAGCCAGGUGGUCAGGCUCCAGCUGUGGGGCCAGGGACUCCGUGGCCGUGGGGUUACUACGUGCCCCAUUCAUGCUCCAGACUCUGGGGCAAGGUAGGCCAGGGCUUCUGACCUGCACAGGUGAGAGUGGGCUAUCCCCAGGAAAGACCAUUCUGUAUUUUUCUGUCCCCAUCUCCCUAGAAUGGAACCUUUUUGAGGGCAGGUCCUUGUCUUUGUAUGUUCUGUCCCCAGCCCCACCUCCCAGGGGCCGUCAAUAAAUGUGAUGAGGAUGAUGAU
Molecule: messenger RNA, 1343 nt
Organism: Manis pentadactyla (Chinese pangolin)
Lineage: Eukaryota; Metazoa; Chordata; Mammalia; Pholidota; Manidae
Gene: VPS37D
Product: VPS37D subunit of ESCRT-I
Exons: 5
Coding region: 98-853 (251 amino acids)
Biological process (GO): ubiquitin-dependent protein catabolic process via the multivesicular body sorting pathway; protein targeting to membrane; protein targeting to vacuole
Cellular component (GO): ESCRT I complex
Source: RefSeq, a predicted model, not a curated record